Molecule: messenger RNA, 2181 nt
Organism: Exophiala viscosa
Lineage: Eukaryota; Fungi; Ascomycota; Eurotiomycetes; Chaetothyriales; Herpotrichiellaceae
Exons: 1
Coding region: 1-2181 (726 amino acids)
Source: RefSeq, a predicted model, not a curated record
AUGAAGGCCUCCAAGAGCCUACUGCUUGUGACGGGUUUGCUGUCUUUCGUGGAAGCGCAAGACCUGUACAGCAUCCUCGUUUCCGAUGCAGCAUCUGUCUACUCAGAAGUCACCUCAAUUCUGGUCUCAGCUGCCUCAGCUACGGCUACAACAACCUCAGACUCGCAAAGUGCAGCUACAUUAACAAGUCCUUCAAGCGAAUCCGCAACCAGCUCAGAUAGCUACGACUCCGCAUCUUCGAGCUCCUCAGAAUACUCAAGCUCAACAUCAUCGUCUCCAACAGCAUCCUCCACACUCUCGUCAACAUCGAGCUCGAGGCUCUCACAGACAUCUUCGACAAUAACUGCGGCCACUACGAAAUCUAUCCCCUCCACAUUAGCGACCUCUUCAGUGCUGGGAUCAACGGCAGAGACCAGUACACCGAGUGUAUCCUCGUCAAAAUCCAGCCAUGACCACAACUUGGCGAUCAUAUUGGGUACCGUUCUCGGCGCCCUGGCGCUAGGACUGCUUAUCCUCGCAUUAUUAUUAUGUUGGAAACGACGCCGGGCCAGUUCACCACGGCAUCGAGGCUUGUUCCCUGAUGACGACGAGGUGGAGAGCUGGAGACUGAACCGCCAGUCGGACCCAAUAGGCAAUAGCAGUAUGACUGCUUCCCAUCAACGCCUCAGCGCUGCAGGAGCUGCACCUCUUAUGUCCGAGCAUCCAGCAUUCCGCAAUUACGAUGGAGAAAACGAGAAUCCCUUCAUUCCCGUCCCACCGCCACCCAGGAGGACCGCGCCCAACUCUCGCGCUGGCCUCACUGACGGCACGUUUCCCGGGGAGGAUCCUUUCCUGAACGAGAAGGAAGUAGCAGUGGGAAGACCAACAAGCUGGAGAAGCUAUGCGUCUAACAACAGAUCAAACGAGAAGGAUCUCAUUGCGGCCGGCCUUGCUGGUGGCGCUGCGGCGGCUGGUCUAAAUCACCACAAUAACAGCCACAUGCAGAAGGACGAUGAACUAAACGAGAAGGCCAUCGAGCCUCAGGCUCCUCGCCAAAUCCACCGGAAACCAAUCCCAGUCAACCAAACAAACGGCAGGGAGCCGUGGCCAUAUUCUCCCGUCUCUCCUGUUGAUCCAGCCACGAAAGCGGCCAACCUAGCUAAGUCCACUCCGCGAGACAGUGACGAUAGCGGUCGAAGACCGAGUCGGGACGCAGCGAGAGCCAACGCAAGCUUCAACCAGAUAUAUGCACCCAGCGGAGCGGAGAGAGCCCACGGACACAUGGGGGUGGCAGCGGAGCUCUCAGCUGCCGCAGCUGGUGCCAUUGGCGGUGCAGCGCUCACUCACCACGACGAACACCGGAGAGAGAAGAGCAGAAGCAGCGAACGUGGGGCUCACAGCCAGAGUCCCCGUCGACCAGCUGUGAUGCAUCGAAAUAGUUCCGAUCUGUCAACCUCUUCGAGUUCCUCGAACUACAGCCAUGGCUACAGCGCAGCGCUUCCGAAGCCUGCGACUCAACUUCAACCCGAAUCCUCAGUAGCUCCUGCACCAUACACCUCUAACCCACAAUUCAACCCAUAUAGCGCGCCCGCCAUCCCGCCAAAACACAGCAGAAGAAACAGCCCCGUAGGUACUUCCGCAGCGUACACUUACCCAAACCGUCCCGCCAAUCCUAGUCCCUUGGGCAACGAAAUCCGACGUGAGCCAUCAAAGCAGCCCCUCCAAUCUGCUGGUGUGAUGGCCCUUCCGAGCCGAAGGCCUCGUGACAAUAGCGCCAGCCGCUACAGCUUCGACCACACUCCUUACGACUCCUACCCAGGCGGUCGAGGGGAGUAUUUCCCUGACGACUCUACGCUUGUAAGCGCAACUGGCGGUCUUGUCGGCGACGACCGGUACCCGCACAUGGGUGUCCCGCGGCGCCAGAGCGGUGGAGAGUUCCACAAUGUCCCAUCUCAAGCGCAGUCUAGCACCCCGCCUCCCCUGCCCCGGGACAGCAAAGUCGAGAUGUGGAUGCCUACAGCUGGAGACGAGUCCAGCUGGCGCAUGAGCUCGGGCAUGCCGAGCGGAUGGCAGCGUCAAAGUCCACGAAAUAGUGGCAGCCACAUGCAAGGCGCACCCGGAGGCAAGAGGUUGCGUGCUAGUGACCUGCCAGGUCGCGAAGAUUCUCCGUAUGCUAGGGCAGGACUUGGACAGGCGUUGUAA